Messenger RNA from Peronospora matthiolae, 381 nucleotides. NCBI's taxonomy places the organism in Eukaryota, Oomycota, Peronosporomycetes, Peronosporales, Peronosporaceae. The record is from the annotation of a GenBank genome assembly.
AUGGAGGUGGAGGAGGAGGAAAGACGCUCUCCAUACGAUCAUGUGGAUCGGUGUGUUCCUGAGAGCUUCUUUGAUCGCGUAACGCAAGGGUUACGCGACGAUCUCGAGCAUGAGCGGAAUAGGCGUCUCCAAAUUGCGGACACUGCCUCGAAGCAUCGAGCUGAGUUUGCCUUUGCUCAGCUUGAGACCGAGAGAUCUCUGACAUCUCUUCGUGACGAGCUAAGGGUAGCUCGUGGGAUUGCUGAUCGGUCUCGGGAUGAGAUAGCUGCUCUUCAGACCCUUGUUGAUGCCCACCAUCGGGAGCACAAGGCUCUCUGCGAGAUGCUUGAGCGCAAGGGCGUUCUUCAUCGGAAGAAGCAGCGUACUGAUGGUACGGCUUAG